Molecule: messenger RNA, 2198 nt
Organism: Habropoda laboriosa
Lineage: Eukaryota; Metazoa; Arthropoda; Insecta; Hymenoptera; Apidae
Product: acyl-CoA synthetase short-chain family member 3, mitochondrial
Exons: 13
Coding region: 183-2198 (671 amino acids)
Source: RefSeq, a predicted model, not a curated record
CGUUUGUAAUAACAGCUCGAAAGUUUGAGCGGAGAUGCCUUAAAACGAUCUUGUUUCAACUGCAAGGGAUUACGUAUACUUACCUUCAUCUAUAUCAAAGAUUCCUAGCAUCGUGAAUGGACACUCCUUAGCAAAUAUAAAAAAAGCGUUAUUCGUACCAGAGUCUGAAUACAGAUUAUACGAUGUCUCAGGUCAACAUGAGUUUCCAACCGUUAAUCGUUGCCUCGAAGGACUUACAGAAUAACGAUGGAUCAGAUUACAUUGUUAAUCGCCAUCACAUUCCUUGCCCGAAGUACGACGAAGCUUACAGAGAAUCUUUAGAGAAUCCAGAAAAAUUUUGGGGAGAAGUUGCGAAAUGCGUGCACUGGAGUAAACCUUGGGAAAAAGUGUUGGAUGACACUAAUCAGCCAUUUACAAAAUGGUUCGUCGGUGGAGAAUUAAAUGCCUGUUACAAUGCAGUGGAUCGACACGUUCUCGCUGGAAAUGGGAAUAAAACAGCAUUGAUCCACGACAGUCCUCAUUUGUCAACGAUUCGACGAGUGACUUACAAUGAACUUUUAGAAAAGACGUCUUUAUUAGCUGGCGCAAUGGCUGACAUGGGUGUUCGAAAGGGCGACGUAGUAAUUAUCUAUAUGCCGCUAAUUCCUGAGACGAUAAUGGCUAUUUUAGCGAGCACGCGGCUAGGCGCGAUUCACUCGGUUGUAUUUGGCGGGUUCGCCGCGAACGAACUGGCCGUCAGAAUUAAUAACGCAAAGCCAAAGGUUGUGAUCGCGGCCAGCUGCGGUAUGGAACCCUCUAAAUUAAUUAAGUACACUACUAUGUUGAACAACGCGAUGAACAUCAUCUCCGUAAAGAAACCAAAGUGCAUCAUAUUUCAGAGGAGAAACAUCUGGCAGAGUCCACUCUUAGAGGACCAGUUCGACUGGGACGACGUGAUUAAAAGGUCGAAACCUCAUCCCUGUGAACCGGUUGAAGCGAACGAACCUCUGUACAUUCUGUACACCUCAGGCACAACAGGUCAACCGAAAGGAAUUCUAAGAUCAGUGGGUGGACAUUUGGUAGCUGUUUGCUGGACUAUGAAGACAGUUUAUGAUAUGGACAAGGAUUCUAUUUGGUGGGUGGCAUCUGAUAUGGGAUGGGUUGUGGGUCAUUCUUACAUUUGCUAUGGACCUCUCGUUUAUGGUGCUACCAGCGUGAUGUAUGAGGGGAAACCAGAUAGGACACCAGACGCAGCGCAAUACUUCAGGGUAAUCGAUCAGCACAGUGUGAACGCGUUGUUCUGCGCGCCAACCGCGCUUCGCGUUAUAAGACGCGCUGAUCCAGAACUCUUAUACGGUGGAAAAUAUUCUAUGAAAUCUUUAAAAACCGUAUUUGUGGCUGGAGAGUUUUGUGACAAUGAGACAAAAAUCUGGGCGGAGAAAGCGUUCAAGGUACCAGUUUUGAAUAACUGGUGGCAAUCAGAGACUGGAUAUCCCAUUACAGCGUUAUGUCUAGGUUAUGGGCAUAAUCCUAGAUUGCCAAAGUACAGCACUGGCUUUUCAAUUCCUGGCUACAACAUUGACAUUUUGCGAGACGACGGUAGUAAAGCAGAAGCCCAUGAGUUAGGCAGAAUCGCCAUAAAGUUACCUUUACCGCCUGGUUGCAUGUCUACUUUGUAUCAAGCUGACGAGAGGUUCAAGGAAGUGUACUUUUCCACGUAUUCAGGCUACUACGAUACUAUGGACGUGGGGUACAAGGACGACUUCGGGUACGUUUACGUGAUGGCACGCGAUGAUGACGUGAUAAACGUCGCAGGUCAUAGAUUGUCCACCUCUGCGUUGGAAGACGUUGUCAUGACUCAUCCAGACGUUGUAGACGUCGCCGUGGUUGGUGUACCCGAUCCGAUUAAAGGCGAAGUACCGUUAUGUCUUUACAUAAUGAAGCAAGAAACGAUGAAAAACGAGGAACAGAUUAACGAGGAGCUAGUGGCGCGGGUGAGAAGUUUAAUUGGUCCUAUAGCAUACUUCAGGAUAGCCGCUGCUGUGAGAGCGUUACCUCGAACCCGUUCCGGGAAAAUAGUCCGUAAAUCUAUCGCCAAUUUGGCAUGUUCAAAGCUAGUAAAGAUUCCAAGUACAAUAGAGGAUGUGUCAGUGUACCGCGAAAUCAAAGAGGUACUACAAAAGCUUGGUUACGCUAAAUUAGCAUUGGAUCCUCAAUGA